AUGACAGAUAUGGUAGACAGCACCGAAAUUGAGAUCGAACCAUACAUCAUAAUAAAUAAUAAUGUAAGCGAAUCCAUAUUAAGUACUACAGAGUUAACAGAUAUAACUGAAAAAGUAGAGAAUGAAAUCAUUUUAAAUCAAGAUAUAGCCAAAAAUGACGAAAGUAAAGUAAAAGCCGAUAUCGCUAAAAAUUUUGAAAAAGAUAUAAAUUUAAGCAAGGAAAUUAAAUCUGAUCCAAGCGCAGCACAGUUAGAUUCAGAAACAUGCAAUAAAGGAAUUGAACAACUAAUCCAAGAAUUACAACUGAACAAUGAUACAGAUUUUAUUAAAUGGGUUCCAUACGAGAAAUUUCAAGAAAUAGAGUAUUUAGGUCACGGUGGAUAUGGCACAACUUAUUUUGCCAAAUCAAAAGAAGGAUAUAUUAAUAGUAUAAAUUUAGGAUUUGGAUCUAGAGCAAGAAAUGGUGAAGCGAUAGUCAUAUUAAAACAUUUGAAUAAUUCAAAAGAGAUGAUAACUGAUUAUUUAAAUAUGGUUAAAUCUUAUAACGCUGAAUCAUCACAAAAUCGAAAACGAAAUGUUUUUGGUGUAUUACCAUACAUUCCACCAGAAGUAUUGAAAGGAGAACCAUAUACAACAGCUGGAGAUAUAUAUAGUCUUGGAGGAAUUAUGUAUGAGAUGGCGACAAAUCGCCUUCCAUUCUCAGAUUGUGCACAUAACGAACAAUUGAUUUAUGAAAUUUGUGAUGGAUUAAGACCACAAUUCCCACAAGAUAUAACACCGGAUAUACCACAAUGGUUUAUAAAUCUUAUAUAUGAUUGUUGGGAAAAUGAUCCAAAUAAACGUCCAACGGCCCAAGGAUUAGGCGAAAUAAUUGCAAGUUUGAGUGAAGCAAAUGCGAGUGAUGAAAGAAAAAAUCGAAGAAUGAAAGGACCUUCAAGGGGUGGUCCGAUGUUGAGUAGUAUAUAUACUAAACAUCCAGACGCAAUUUUUACUAGCAAGCUCUGGCCAACCUUGUAUGAAUUAGAACAGUCAGGAUUUAUUUCUACUGCUUCGGUGUUUCCUUCAGAUUUAUUGGAAUAUAAAAUAUUACCUAAUGAUGAACAGCAUUUAUCAGAAUCUAAAGACUUAUUAGAUGAUAAAGAAUUAGAAGAGUCUUCAUCAUUAUCUGAAUCAUAUUUUCUCGAUUUUAGAUCAUCGGAAUCUUUUAAUGAUUCUAACGAUUCUGAUAAUACUGAUGAUACAGAAGAUUUCACAUUUUCAGAAUCUGAUGCUGAAAGUUUUGAUAAU
Messenger RNA from Dentiscutata heterogama, 1287 nucleotides. The record is from the annotation of a GenBank genome assembly. NCBI's taxonomy places the organism in Eukaryota, Fungi, Glomeromycota, Glomeromycetes, Diversisporales, Gigasporaceae.